Molecule: messenger RNA, 1942 nt
Organism: Gastrolobium bilobum
Lineage: Eukaryota; Viridiplantae; Streptophyta; Magnoliopsida; Fabales; Fabaceae
Product: chaperone protein dnaJ 15-like
Exons: 12
Coding region: 220-1458 (412 amino acids)
Source: RefSeq, a predicted model, not a curated record
AUUGCCAGCGCAAACUGAGGAAAACGAAAUCAGAAAAAAUAAACCUUUUUUCCAUUCAUUUCAUUUCUAACUUCUAUGUUUAGAGCUUAGAUCUCAAACUCCAGUUCAUAGAUUUGCCUUUUUUUACCCAUUUCAAGGAACCCAUUAGCGAUCCAAUGGCGCUUUGAGUUAUUGGAGCAGUUGGUGUUGAGGUGGUGUGUGUAAGAGAGAGGAAAGGGUAUGGGUUCCAAGAUGGAAGGAGCUUCUACCCCAGCAAUUCGGCGUGAUCCAUAUGAGGUUCUUUCUGUGUCAAGAGACUCCACUGAUCAGGAAAUCAAAACGGCCUACAGAAAACUUGCUCUAAAGUAUCACCCUGACAAGAAUGCCAACAAUCCUGAAGCUUCAGAACUAUUUAAAGAGGUUGCAUAUUCUUAUAGUAUUUUGUCUGAUCCAGAGAAGAGACGGCAGUAUGACAGUGCAGGAUUUGAGGCACUUGAUGCUGAUGGCCUGGACAUGGAAAUUGAUUUAUCUAAUCUUGGAACUGUCAAUACAAUGUUUGCAGCUUUAUUCAGCAAGCUGGGUGUCCCUAUCAAGACCACCAUUUCAGCUAACGUUCUUGAAGAAGCUCUGAAUGGAACAGUGACAGUCAGACCCCUUCCAAUUGGGUCAUCUGUUAGUGGAAAGGUAGAAAAGCAAUGUGCUCAUUUUUUUGGUGUCACAAUAAAUGAGCAGCAAGCUGAGUCAGGGAUUGUAAUAAGAGUUACUUCAACUGUGCAAAGCAAAUUCAAGUUGCUGUACUUUGAACAAGAUGCAAAUGGUGGUUAUGGUUUGGCAGUGCAGGAAGAUAGUGAGAAGGCUGGCAAGGUGACAUGUGCUGGGAUGUAUUUCUUACAUUUUCAAGUUUACAGAAUGGAUUCGACUGUGAAUGCGUUAGCAAUGGCCAAGGAUCCUGAAGCUUCUUUCUUUAAAAAGUUGGAAGGUCUUCAACCUUGUGAAGUCUCGGAACUAAAGCCUGGCACUCACAUAUUUGCUGUUUAUGGAGAUAACUUCUUUAAGACCGCUUCCUAUACAAUCGAGGCAGUUUGUGCAAAAUCAUAUGAAGAUACCUCUCAAAAACUUAAGGAUAUUGAGGCUCAAAUUUUAAGAAAGAGGAUUGAGCUACGCCAAUUUGAAGCAGAAUAUAGACAGGCAUUAGCGCGUUAUCAAGAAGUUACUGACAAAUACACCCAAGAAAAGCAGUCUGUAGACGAACUUCUGAAACAAAGGGACACUAUCCAUUCUUCUUUCACCAUUGUCAAGUCAACCAAUAUUAGUGUGAGUGGUAGUAACUUAAGCAAUGGAAGUACUAGCAAAAUUGCUGGCGAAGAUUCCAAAGUAGAGAGCUCUGGAGAAGAUGGUGGGUCUGAUGCAAAGGAUAAAUCAGGCAAAAAGAAAUGGUUUAACCUCAAUCUUAAGGGUUCUGAUAAGAAGUUGGGUUAAAAUGCACUUAUUUUGCUCUUCUCUUUGCAUCAUCAGAGCUUGAGUGUCAGUCACGGCAUCACUCUUUGCAGCCCCUGUGGAUGAUUUGGCUUUCAGUGCUUGUCUGAAAUUGGUUUGUUAGUUGUUCCAUGUGUUAUGUGGUGCCUUCAAAGGUAUGUCCCAUUAUUUCAUAUAUUUUUGUCUUCUAGUUAGAUACAUGAUCCAAUUCCCAUGUAGCAUCCUGAACUUACAUAAUUUUGGGUUUUUUUUUUUUUUCUUAGUAGGCUUGUGGGGUUCAAGCCCCAGUAUAAUUUUGGAUUUUUGGUAUUGUAUUGAUACAUUUUUUAUUGUUGCAACAUCAAUUUUCUUCAGCCUUACUAUUUAUCAUCUAAGAGGCUGGCUCCAUCUGACAAAAAAUAGCUGUAUAUAAUGUUUUACACAAUAUAACUCAUCUUGCAUGAGAUUGAUAUAUUAAGAUCACUCUGGACAUUUAAUUUUAUUUGGC